Molecule: messenger RNA, 1722 nt
Organism: Brettanomyces bruxellensis
Lineage: Eukaryota; Fungi; Ascomycota; Pichiomycetes; Pichiales; Pichiaceae
Exons: 1
Coding region: 1-1722 (573 amino acids)
Cellular component (GO): nucleus
Molecular function (GO): poly(A) RNA polymerase activity; RNA binding
Source: RefSeq, a predicted model, not a curated record
AUGAACUCUUCUCAGCCGAAACAGUACGGGGUUACACCCCCAGUGUCAAUUGCCUCACCAAGCGCAGAAGAAGUGAAAAUGAAUGAUGCGAUGAUCGAAGAAUUGAGAAAUCAAAACUCCUUCGAAACUGAAGAUGGCGUGCAAAAAAGAAGAAAGGUUUUAGCGACAUUACAGACAAUUGUACAAGAAUUCGUUUAUACUGUUUCCAGAAAGAAAAACAUGAGUGAAGGAAUGUCGAAGGAUGCUGGCGGUAAGCUUUUCACAUUCGGCUCUUACAGACUAGGCGUCUAUGGUCCAGGUUCGGAUAUUGACACUUUAGUCGUCGUUCCAAAGCAUGUAACGAAGGAAGACUUUUUUACCGUUUUUGAUCAACUUUUGAGGAAGAGAAAAGAAUUGCAAAAAAUUGAGCCAAUUCCAGGCGCUUACGUUCCAAUUAUCAAGACCGUUUUCGAUGGAAUUGACAUUGAUAUUAUUUGUGCAAGGUUAGACAUUCCCCAGGUACCAUUAGAUUUGCAGUUGAACAGUAAUGACCUACUCCGGAAUAUCGAUGAUCAAGAUCUUCGAGCUCUAAAUGGUACGCGUGUGACUGACUUGAUUUUAAAACUCGUUCCACAAAAAACUGUUUUUAGGCAUGCACUAAGAACAAUAAAGCUCUGGGCAAAAAAAAGGGCCAUAUAUGCAAAUAUGUUUGGCUUUCCUGGUGGUGUCGCUUGGGCAAUGCUUGUUGCACGAAUAUGUCAACUAUAUCCAAAUGCGGUGGGUGCCGUAAUCGUUGAAAAAUUCUUUUAUAUAUAUCUUCAGUGGAAAUGGCCUCAACCUGUCAUGUUAACACAAAUAGAGGAUGGCCCCCUUCCUGUCAGAGUUUGGAACCCUAGACUUUAUGGUGGUGACAGAGCACAUAUAAUGCCAGUUAUUACACCCGCAUAUCCUUCUAUGUGUGCCACCCAUAAUAUAUGCCAUUCGACUCAAUCGAUCAUACUUGCGGAGAUGAGAAGGGCAUCUGGAAUUAUAAAGCAGAUAAAAGAAGGUAAAAAGAAUUGGAGUGCAAUGUUUCAGAAGCACGAUUUUUUCUACAAGUACAAAUUUUAUCUAACAGUGAUCGCAGCAACGCGUGAAUCAUACGAAGAUCAUUUGGGUUGGAGUGGACUCGUUAAAUCAAAACUUCGAUUAUUGGUUCAAAAGCUGGAAAAUAUUCCGGAGAUAGCUUUGGCACACCCGUAUGUAAACCCUUUUAUGAAUUCAUAUAUUUCGGAGAGUGAAAGUGAGCUAUUCAAAAUGAAAGAUUUAUAUGGUACCAUCGCAGGUGAGAAGUUUGCUAAGGAGCAUCUUGAAGAGGUAAAGAUAGAUGAUGAAACUAAUUUCAAAAAAGUUGAAGAAGAAGUUAAAAAUUCAGGAAAGCACAUAAUACACCUAAUGAAGUUAUAUAUUGGCCUUUCAUUAGAUAUCAAAGGAAGAGAAAAGAAAAUAGACAUACAGGUACCUUGUACCGAAUUUGACAAAUUUUGUCAAAGUUGGCCAGAUUUCGAUGAAAAAAAAUUUUCUCUUAGUAUUCGAUACACAAAGAUAUGGAAUCUUCCGGAUGAUGUAUAUGAUGAUGGUGAGAAACGUCCUGUGAGACACAAGAGGAAGCGUGAAUCACUCAAAAGUGAAUCAGCAAACAAAAGACAGAGGACUAUUACCACUUCGGUUCCGGCUGGGGCAGCUACUGAGGCUGAAGCCUAA